Aphis gossypii (cotton aphid) is the source of this 4255-nucleotide messenger RNA. RefSeq names its product transcription factor collier (gene kn). The transcript is spliced from 14 exons. Gene Ontology annotation, molecular function: RNA polymerase II cis-regulatory region sequence-specific DNA binding; DNA-binding transcription factor activity, RNA polymerase II-specific. Gene Ontology annotation, biological process: regulation of transcription by RNA polymerase II. Lineage: Eukaryota; Metazoa; Arthropoda; Insecta; Hemiptera; Aphididae. The record is from RefSeq and is a predicted model, not a curated record. The coding region runs from base 859 to 2733 and encodes 624 amino acids.
GCGUUUAGAGUAUCGCGCGCACUCCCACCGGGACGACCAUAGUCGCUGCGUGCACACGGGCCGAGAAUUUAUCUCUAUUGCAUUUCCUCAACGUUUCACUGCAAGACGUCCCGCGCAGCACGACGGUAUAUUAUUAUUAUUAUUAUUAUGCCACGGUACACGCGCGCCCGAUCGCCACUGCACCGCCGGGAAUAACACUUUUGACGUUUUUAAAAAUUAAUUCGUUUUGUUCUAUAUACGGUUCUUUUGUAUUUUUUUUUUCUAUCUAUCAUCUUCCGUUUCCGUUUUCGCGAGACGUCGGUCGACCGACCAACGUUCACUACCGCGUGUUUCACGUACACCAAAAUAUUUAUUUUUUUUUUUGAUCGACACACGUGCAAAGUCGUCGGACGGUCGCAUAUGCCGCUGCAAACCGACAAAUAAUUCCGCUAACCUAACAUUUUCACGUUAAACGCGAGUCCGCGGUCCGCACACACGUCACCCGAUCGUACACAUCGCGCACGCACGUUGACGGACACGUAUAGGACGGCGGUGGGCCCGGAAGGCAUCACGGUGGUGUCGACGGAAGAAGACGGACGGACGGUGGCCGGCGCCGGCUACUGGACGGGCGGCGCGACCGGCGGCGACGCUGACGCCGCGGUCGCGGCACCGUGGCAGUCAACGUUGGGCACGCUGGGCGGCGGUGGUGGCGGCGGCGGCGGCGUCGUUGUCGGCAAUGUCGGUAACGGCGGCGGCGGCGGUGGCGUCGUCGGCGGUAACGGCGGUGGUGGCGGCGAAUUGGACCCCGUGGCCGCGUGGGGCCGCAAACUGUACGCGACGCCGGGCAACCAUCACCGGAACGCCACCGCGGCCGGCCUCAUGUUCGGCCUGCACCACCACCAUCACCAGGACACCGGAACGCCCGGUGGCAUAUCCGGACUGCACCAUCAUCAUCACCAUCACCACCAUCACCAGCUCCGGGGCCCGGUUACCGGUCUCAAGGAAGAACCUUUGGCCAACUCGCAGCUGUCCGUUCCCCGUUCGUGGAUGCAACCCUCCAUCAUCGACCAGAGCAGUAUCGGAGUGGGAAGGGCACAUUUUGAGAAGCAACCUCCCAGCAAUCUGAGAAAAUCCAAUUUCUUUCACUUCGUGAUCGCGCUAUACGAUAGGUCUCAACAGCCAAUUGAAAUCGAACGGACCGCGUUCAUCGGAUUCAUCGAAAAGGACCAGGAAUCCGAGUCACAGAAGACCAACAACGGUAUUCAGUAUAGACUUCAGCUGUUGUAUGCUAACGGUGUGCGACAAGAACAAGAUAUAUACGUGAGGCUCAUCGAUACCGUUACCAAACAGGCCAUCAUUUACGAGGGUCAAGACAAAAAUCCUGAGAUGUGCCGGGUGCUGCUAACACACGAAGUCAUGUGCAGUCGAUGCUGUGAUAAGAAAAGUUGCGGCAACAGAAACGAAACGCCAUCCGAUCCGGUCAUCAUCGACAGAUUUUUCUUGAAGUUUUUCUUGAAAUGCAAUCAAAAUUGUUUGAAAAACGCUGGAAAUCCAAGAGACAUGCGAAGGUUUCAAGUGGUAAUUUCGACACAAGUUACAGUUGAAGGUCCUCUGUUGGCUGUAUCGGAUAACAUGUUUGUGCACAACAAUUCAAAACACGGACGCCGAGCAAAACGUUUAGACCCAAAUGACGGUAUGUUUUCUCCUCUACCCGUGGCGACACCGUGUAUAAAACACAUUACUCCGAGCGAAGGAUGGACCCACGGCGGAGCUUCGGUCACUAUAUUGGGUGAUAAUUUUUUCGACGGGUUGCAAGUGGUUUUCGGCAGCAAUCUAGUUUGGAGCGAACUAUUGACUCCACACGCCAUACAAGUGCAAACACCGCCCAGGCCCAUACCCGGCAUCGUGGAAGUAACGUUGUCGUAUAAAUCCAAACAGUUUUGCAAAGGAUCUCCCGGUAGAUUCGCAUACAUAUCACUCAGCGAACCGACCAUUGAUUACGGUUUCCAAAGACUACAAAAAUUUGUACCCAGAUACCCAGGUGAUCCCGAAAAACUACCAAAGGAAGUGAUCCUGAAGCGUGCAGCAGAUUUAGCGGAAGCGCUGUACACGAUGCCCCGAAACAAUCAGCUUUCGCUAUCGCUGCCCAGGUCACCGUGCUCGCGGGACAGGGACAGCAACAACAUGUCGUCGUCUGCAGGUGCGGUGGGCACCGGGUUCAACCCGUACACCGGACAGCUAGCGGUGACCGUACACGACCACGGUGCGACCGGUCAAUGGAACGACGGUGAGUGCUACGAUUACGGACGCGGUCAGAGCAGCAGCGUGUCGCCCCGAGGCGGCGGUUACGGGUCCAGCGCAUCGACGCCGCAUUCGACCAACGGCACUAACGGAAGCACGUACAUAAAUCCGCCGCCAACCAGUGGUGGUGGAGGCGGUGGCGGUGGAGGUGGCGGAAGCGGCGGCGGCGGUGGAAACGGUGGAAACCCGUCCAAUUCCGGUCCCAACAAUGGUAACGGGGGAAAUUCCGGUUACAACGGUUCCACCAUGCCCAACACCACGUCGGCCGCGUCGUCGGUUCAACUUACCAACAUGAACUCGCCCACGGCCACUUCGCACCCAUCACUCUUCAACUCUUCCUCGAGAAUGGGUACUUUGGUCACAUCUCCGUUCGCAAUGAAUCCGUUUGCUCUACCAAACUGCAACGGACAGCCGUACGCCACGAGCCCGUUAAUCAGCUCGUCUGCGAAAUAAAUAAACAAGACACAAUGCGCCGCCUUUAAAAUAGUGUUGAUUAUGUUUCUAGUAGUUGUCAAACUUAAUCGACUGUACACACCAAUUCGGUAAAAUACGAUACUUCCGUAUGUAGGUUUAAAAUACGCAUUGUUAUUAUUAAAAUCAUUUAAUCAUUAUUUAUUAUUAUUAUCAUUAUUAUUAUUGUUAUUAUUAUAAUUAUUAUUAUUACAGUCCGGAUUUUUAUUCUUCGAGUACACUUAAAAUGUGUUUGUAUAAUGUACACUACCAUUUCCUCAUACUGAUCAAAUUACAUGUUUCAAUUAAAAUUCUAAAAAAUAUACAUUUUUCAUUUUUCAAAAAAAAUCUUCUAAAAAAGAUCUUCUAUACAUACAGUUUUAUAUACAAUAAUAAAUAAAAAUCUUAAAAAUCCGGACAAUAAUUUAUUAUUAUUGUCACAUCAAUAAAUGGUGUGGGACAUUUUUAAUUCUGUCUUACUGACCAAAAUAUUAUGUAAUAAAUAAAAAUAAUAAUAAAAAAUAAAAUAUCAAAUUUUAAUGAAUUUUAAUAACACUAUUUUUGUAUAAAAAUAAAUAAUAUAUAUAUAUAAUAUAUUGUAUUUAGAAAUCCUAUUGUAAACUAUAUUCUAUUUAAUAUUAUUAUUAUUGUAUUAUGUUGUAUGAUAAUACAUUUUCUUUGUUUGUUUCUUUUUAUUUCCAAAAUAUUUUGUUGUUCUUUUUAUUUAUUUAUGUAAUUUUUGUUUUGUGUAUAGUUUCAAUAUCUUUUUAAAAUUAACUAUGAUUUUUUUAUCUAGUCUAAUUGUAAAAAAAAUAUAUCGAGUUAAGUUGAAAUUUCCUCGCAAAAUCACGUAUUUUAAUGCAGUAAUCCAAAACGAAUAUAUUAAAUUUUCAUUUUAGAACACAAUAAUCUUAUGAAUGAAGUAAUUUAAAUAUUUUAAAAUUAAAAUAUUAUUUAUUGUAUACAAAAUUAAAACAAUUUUUUUGUGAUAAUUUUAUAUAUUACUAAUAAUUAUUUAUUUCCCACAUUUAUUGUUAACUUCGAUAAAAAUAUGAUUCGGUGUGAUUCAUGUAUUAUAUCUAAUAAUACUAUCCAUGACGAUUGAAACAAUUACAUAUCAUACGAGCUUUGUUUGCUCUAUACAAUUUAUGUAAAAAAAAAAAAAAACUAAAAAAAUACUAUUGUUAUUAUUUAGUGUAUAUAUAUAUAUAUUAUACAUAAAUAUAUACUAUAUAUAAUUUUAUAUUAUAUAAACACUUUAGUUUCUUAUCAGCUUCUGUAAUUAGUACAGCGUCUUAUAACAUAUAAAUCAUAAUAAUAUAUUAUAUAUUCCUAGACUGCCAAUUUUUGGUUGUAUACAAUUGUUUUCAUUGUACAUAUCUAAUUAUAUACAUCAGUAAUUAUAUAUAAUAUUAUAUAAACUCUAAAACUUUUGUUCAACAUUUAUUAUUACUAUUCGAUCAUGUAAGUAAAAUUAUUUUUUUUUUUUGAUUUUUGAGAUUAAAAAAAGACAUUAGCGACCAAC